Messenger RNA from Thalassophryne amazonica, 730 nucleotides. Its product is annotated as NADH dehydrogenase [ubiquinone] 1 alpha subcomplex assembly factor 3-like. The transcript is spliced from 5 exons. Gene Ontology annotation, cellular component: mitochondrial inner membrane. Gene Ontology annotation, biological process: mitochondrial respiratory chain complex I assembly. The coding region runs from base 35 to 592 and encodes 185 amino acids. The record is from RefSeq and is a predicted model, not a curated record. Lineage: Eukaryota; Metazoa; Chordata; Actinopteri; Batrachoidiformes; Batrachoididae.
UCCUUCCCCCUGUUACUCGGUCAAUAUCAUCAACAUGGCCCGGUCUGUGUGCGCCAGAAUCCUCGUCCAGACGUCACCUCAAGCUUCUCUCUUCUCCAAGACAGCACCUGUUUUUUCGAGCCAGGUUUUGUCUCGUGCUCACAGGCUGGGUCCUGGUGAUGAUGAAAUAUUCCAGCGCACCACAGUGUCAAUUAUGCAGAAGGAUGUGACUGGUGGGUUCUUGAUCCACAGUUAUAGUCCUCAAGGAUUCAACAUCAGUGGAAACCAGGUGUUGGGCCCCUGUGCCCUGGUGCCGCCGGCUGUCCUGCAGUGGAAAGUUGGUGGUCAUCAUGACAUCACAGAAGACAGCGUGUCACUUUUCCACAUGCUGGACCCACAGAUUGAGAUCCUUGUUCUGGGUACAGGUGCAAAAAUGGAACGCAUUCAUCCUUCAGUUCUAGCGCUUCUCAAGAGAAAGAGAAUUGCUGUGGAAGUGCAAGACACGGCAAAUGCGUGUGCAACCUUCAACUUUCUGGUGAAUGAAGGAAGAGUGGCAGCCGCUGGCCUGAUCCCUCCAGUACACAGCAUGGUGCUUGAUGUAGCAGGUGCUUAAGUACUCAGAUGCUGAUAUUAAACUUCAGAGAAACACGUAUAAGAUCCAGGAUGGACCUUAUUCAUACCUGUCAAACAGAUGUUCUUCACCAAGGAGCAAAGCUGACAUGACCCGGCUCUGUUUGUUUGAGGUAGUGAG